Messenger RNA from Protopolystoma xenopodis, 240 nucleotides. The record is from the annotation of a GenBank genome assembly. Lineage: Eukaryota; Metazoa; Platyhelminthes; Monogenea; Polystomatidea; Polystomatidae.
AUGAACCCUCGUGCAUGCAUUGUUCGUGGACUUUUCAAGAAAGAAACGAACUGGGAAGUUUUUUUAAACCUUCGCGUCAAGGUUUUUAUCACCCCAAGCUCAGUUGGCAGCACAGACUCCGAUCCGCAGGAGUUGAGUAAAGUCGACUCUUCGGCGGUUAUUACUAUACCUGGUCGUAUUGAAGGCAACUUCGGGCAGAGUGGAAAGUGCAGAAUCACUCUCGACGGUAUGUUGAAAUAA